AUGAAGCAUCCAGGCCCGAUUCUUGGCCGAUUGGCCGCCAAGGGCCUUCGCCCAACCGUUGGCCGAGCUGGCUUCUCGCCUCUGAAGCCGAGACUCGCCAGCGGCUUUUUCACGGCCGCCAAGCAGCGGCGCCGCGUUUCCGCCACCACGACCCUUCUCGCAGGCGGCUUCUUGGUCUGGAUGCUCUACCCCACACAAGACUUUCGCCGUCUGUCGAGCAGCCAAGGCCAAGCCCAUCUGGUUGACGCGUCUGCCAGCCAAAAGCUAGACGAGGGAACAUCGGAGGACGAGCCAGAAAGCGACGACGCAACGGAGCCAGCAGAGGAAUCCGCCUGGAGUAGCUUCACCAGAGGCCUGGAGGAGCGUUCUGCUGCGGCUGACAAGGAAUGGGCGGCGUUUUCCGAAAAGAUCGUUGGCUUCAUCCUGCCCGAAUGGUCGAGACAGAUGCCGGGUUACAUUCGCAAGCUUCAGCAUGAGCUCUCUGAUGCGCCCGGGUCUCUCGCGGAGGACUUGUGGGCAGAAGCGCACGACUCGUCUGUGCACCCGGAAAUUCAAUACACAGCCGCGGUUCGUGUCUCAGAUGAUCUGUGCCCCGACGAGAAGGAGUUCCUGGCUCGCCGCAAGAAGAAGACAAGAAAGGCCCUUGCUAAAUAUCUUGAUAUUGACGAAAAGGACAUUCACCCUGAUGAUAUCCCUACCAUUGCCAUGUGCGGCUCUGGCGGUGGUCUCCGUGCUCUGAUUGCUGGAACCGGCUCGCUUCUCGCUGCCACAGAGGAUGGCCUCUUUGACUGUGCCACUUACACUGCGGGUGUCAGUGGCUCUUGCUGGCUUCAGCUUCUUUACCUGACGUCCUUCAACAAGGGGAGCAUCCCAUCACUUCUGGAGCAUCUCAAGGCUCGCACUUCUACUCAUAUUGCCUAUCCCCCUGUUGCCUUGCAGGCGUUUACUUCCCUUCCAACCUCCCGACCUCUGCUGAGCGGUGUCAUUGAAAAGAUUCGCGGCGAUGAGAACGCCGACUUUGGUCUCGUUGAUAUUUACGGUCUGCUUCUAGGCGCAAGAUUCCUUGUGCCCAGGGGCGAGCUUGGUGUCGAUGACCGGGACUUCAAGAUCUCCAAUCAAAGAGAAAUUUUAAAAGAUGGCGACCGCCCACUUCCCAUCUACACCGCCGUUCGACACGAAAUUCCUAGCUUAGAAGAAGGCGCGGAUAAGACCAAGCCUUCCAAGAGCUCGAGCACCACUAAAAAGGAACUUGAGAAAGCCGAGAAGGAAUCAUGGUUCCAAUGGUUCGAAAUAACCCCGUACGAGUUCUUUUGCGAGGAGAUUGGCGCCGGAAUUCCCACAUGGGCUCUUGGGCGACGGUUCAAGGAUGGCAAGGACGUGCCCCUGGAACACGGCCUUCAUCUUCCCGAGAUUCGCGCACCGCUGCUGAUGGGUAUCUUUGGAAGCGCCUUUUGCGCUACCCUGAGCCACUACUACAAAGAAGUUCAGCCUAUCGUCAAAACCAUAACAGGCUUUGGCGCGAUCGAUCAGAUGAUCUCAGAACAGGACGAGACUCUCGCCAAGGUGCAUCCGAUUGACCCUGCCUCGAUUCCCAACUACGCAUACCAAAUGUACGGCAAGCUCGCCAAGACAGCUACGCCCAGCAUUUACGAAAACGAGCAUAUCCAGCUCAUGGACGCGGGCAUGUCCAACAACCUGCCCAUUUACCCUCUACUCCGCCCGGGCCGCGACGUUGACAUUCUCAUCUCUUUUGACGCCUCGGCUGACAUCAAGACGGAUAACUGGCUGGCUGUCGCGGACGGUUACGCGCGCCAAAGAGGCAUCAAGGGUUGGCCUGUCGGCGUCGGCUGGCCCCAAGACGAGAAGAAGGCCGUCGCCGAGAUGAAGGCCGCAGAAGCUCACUCCACCGCGCAGGCCGACGCCAAGAUUGAGCAGGCCAAGUCGGACCAGAAGGAGCAGGAGCACCAUGACAAAAAGGUCAGCGACCUCGGCUACUGCACGGUCUGGAUCGGCACCACUGAGGAGCGCACGAGCAAGGAGGACUCCCCCGCCACGCAGCCCAUCUCCGAGGCCGAGCACUGGCGGCUGACGGACCCCAACGCCGGCCUCGCCGUCGUGUACCUGCCGUUCCUGCCCAACGACAAGGUGCCCGGCGUGUCUCCCGCCGAGAGCGACUUUAUGAGCACGUGGAACUUCAUCUACACCCCCGAGAACAUCGAGGACGUUGUGCGCCUCGCGCGCGCCAACUACGACGAGGGCAAGGCGCAGAUUGAGAGGACGGUGCGGGCCGUGUACGAGCGCAAGAAGCAGGUGCGGCUAAAUAACGAAAAGGAGGCCGAGGAGCAGAGGCUGCGCAAGUUGACAAACUCGGUGUCUUUGAUUUGA
Messenger RNA from Akanthomyces muscarius, 2385 nucleotides. RefSeq lists its product as uncharacterized. Gene Ontology annotation, biological process: glycerophospholipid catabolic process. The transcript has a single exon. The record is from RefSeq and is a predicted model, not a curated record. Bases 1 to 2385 code for a protein of 794 amino acids. Gene Ontology annotation, molecular function: A2-type glycerophospholipase activity. Gene Ontology annotation, cellular component: cytosol. NCBI's taxonomy places the organism in Eukaryota, Fungi, Ascomycota, Sordariomycetes, Hypocreales, Cordycipitaceae.